ACUACAACAGUACAUGACCUCCGAGAGCUAUCACUUCUUCACCGGAAACCUCAAAAUUUUGUCGAUUUUUUUUCUCUGCAGAAAACCGGAAAUUCAAGAAUUUCAGAUAGCGAAACCUACAAAGAAGAGAGAGAAUUAAUGGGUCGCAAGAGAGACAGAGCGUAUCAGUCUCGCCACGUUCCUUACUCUUUCCCUAAGCGCCGCCGUCCUCUCCCGCCGCCGCUCGAUGCGGACAACGCCGUGGCCGAAACCGACAAUCUGUCGCCGGAAAAUUCUACGGCGUCUGCUAAACUACCCGCGACGGUGGUCGUUAUGGGGCUUACGGCGGAGUGUUCGGUGUUAGACGUGAAAUCUCGGUUCGAAAUCUACGGCGCAAUCUCUCGCACCCGCAUGGACCCCGGCGGGCUCGCCCACGUCACUUUCCGGUCAAGAGAAUCGGCGGCGUCCGCCGUGGCCGCCGCCGCUGACGCCGCUUUCCCAAUUACCCUACAUUCCGAACCUGUGCAAGUGAUGUGGGCAAGUGAUCCAGUGCCACAAUGGAAGGAAGGGGUGGCUAAGAGAGAAGGAACGAUGGCAGUUUCUUCCAAGUUAGUUAGAGCCGAGGUGCCUCUGAGUAGGCACGGGAGAGGUAACAAGCUGGGAUCUGCAAUUGUGGACUCCAAAAUCGAGCAUAAUGUUGAUGCAAAUAGUAGUGAAAAGAAACGAGGUGGGAUUGCUUCAAGGUUGGGGGUUCCCUUUAAGGGCAGGGAGAUUGUUGCUUAUGAUGAUAUUCUUUGAUUUAGCUGGUAGGGGUUUGCCACUGUUGUAAAACUAUGUUGCUGUUCUCGAGAUUAUAGUUAGGUUGUUUGAGUAUAGUUUGCCUCUACCUGUGAUUUCCUACAUUAAAUUAUGGGUUUAUGUAUGAUGUUUCGGGUAAGUUUUUACGUUUUACAAGGAUUGAAGCUAUAAUUGUAUUAUGAUCAUAACUUGUUGAAAUUGCACUUUCCCGAUCUGUGACUUAGCUGAGAUUAACGCAUUGCCUAUA
Ipomoea triloba (trilobed morning glory) is the source of this 1024-nucleotide messenger RNA. RefSeq lists its product as uncharacterized. Gene Ontology annotation, molecular function: RNA binding. Lineage: Eukaryota; Viridiplantae; Streptophyta; Magnoliopsida; Solanales; Convolvulaceae. Bases 139 to 777 code for a protein of 212 amino acids. The record is from RefSeq and is a predicted model, not a curated record. The transcript has 2 exons.